This is a messenger RNA of Salarias fasciatus (jewelled blenny), 2814 nucleotides long. It is a transcript of the gene simc1, whose product is annotated as SUMO interacting motifs containing 1. Bases 212 to 2680 code for a protein of 822 amino acids. Gene Ontology annotation, molecular function: SUMO polymer binding. The record is from RefSeq and is a predicted model, not a curated record. The transcript has 10 exons. NCBI's taxonomy places the organism in Eukaryota, Metazoa, Chordata, Actinopteri, Blenniiformes, Blenniidae.
AAACACGGAAACGUCACAUUGAGGGUCUGCUGUGGAUAACAUCUCCUGCUGCUUUGCGUGUGGACCAGCAGAGUCCGAGGCAGGUUCGAGCAGCGCAUCCUCCUAGAGGAGCAGUGAAAGGUCGUGACCCCUCCGCGGACGCGCCGUCAGGUGAGUCCCGGUCAUUAUGGGGACAAACCGCCGCACCUGUCCUCACAGUUUGAUGUGAGGAAUGGAGACGGCCGGAGGAGGAGGAGGAGGAGGAGGAGGAGGAGAUAUGGACGGUGUGAUCAGCGUCAGCUCGGAGGACACGGACGACUCGGACGUGGAAGUGGUAGGAGUCAACAACCGUUUUACUGACAAUGCCGAGCCGCUGUCCUCCGUGCGCGUGGACACCGUCACCGUCAACACCGACUAUUAUGUUGACCUUACGGAUCCACGAUGGUCUCUUCCACAUCUCAAGCUGCGCAGAAGACACAAUUCACACUCUGAAGCCGUCAUAGACUUGACUGAGACUGACCCGGAGACGGAGAAUGUACCACACGACUGUCAAACGGACAAAGAAAUUACGGUUUUAGACAUCUCAGAGGAGGAGGAUGCUCGCCAGGAGAAUACCUCUGUUGAAGACGCCACGGUUCCAGCUCCAGUUCAAGACUGUGAGCCAGUGAGUCCACAAAAGGAAAACCAGCAGCAAAACUCUGACAUCCAUCCUCGUCAUCACAGGCCGGUCAUCAGGUUGACACGUUUGCCUUUUCUUGAAACUCACUUAGCAGAGCUGCCAACAUCCAGGUGCUCCAUUGAUUUAAGCAAAGCCUGCACACAAAUGUCACUGUACCAGGAAGAAAUGAGCAACAUCGGCAUAACCCAACAUAGUUCUGCCGAUUCAAGGACUGCUGCGUCAGAUGUUCAAAGGACGGAGUCUUCAGUCAGCCGCAGUCCCCCUGUGGAUGUGGCUAUGUCUCACAUGGGACUGGAACAACGAGAACACUGGAAGGAGGUUGCAAGGACAAAAUUACAAACUCAAGAAUCCCAGCAUCCACAGAGCUGCACUGAGCCUUGUUGCUCGGAGAGAAAUGUUGCAGCCUCACCAGACACAAACAGUGUUGACGACAUAAAGACUGACUGCUCUUCAUCCAUGAUUUCCUCUCCAGCUGCCUCUCCUUCUAAAGAUCAAGACAAGAGUGAAGUCCCCUGCUCUAAUAUAGAACCACUGGAAAGAAAAGAAGCAGUGUCCCGCCAAAGCCAUUCCUCUUCCUACUCCUGGCGUUCCUCCCCUGUGAGACUGUCCGAAUCAGUCAGCCCGAAUCCUGGAGGGCAGUCAGCGGCUGAGCCGUACAGCGGCGACGCUUUUGGAAAUAACAGCCCGGUGUUUGUCCUGUGGCAGGACGGGAGUGACGAUGAGGAUCUGAGUGAGGAGAGGAGUUUUAGCAGGGAUUUCAGGGCUGUCACGGGAGAAAAUCGGCAUUACGUGUCUCCAGUUGCGUUAAAGAAAUUUAUGGCUCGACCAACUCAAGACCUGUUUGACUCGGAUGACGACGACGCCGGCGCUCCAGAGGAGUUGAGCCGUCAGACACUGAGUCAGGUUUACACCACCAUCGAAGUGAAUUACCCAGAAGGCACUCUGGAAAUGUUGUUUGACCUGCUUCAGCCUGGUUACUAUCUCCCCGGAGACAUCGCCGCCCACCUCCUCCACGGCAUCCUGCUCAACCGUCAGUGUUCCCAAUACCAGUGUGUGCAGGCCUUUAAUCUGCUAAUGAGGACACAGAGACAUCACAUGGCUGAUAACACCACAGUUCUUUGGGAGUGGGAAUUACUGACCUCUGUCAUGGCAAAUCAGGAGGGCACAGACAAGCACCGCAGUGAGAUUGUGCGCAUGUUUCUGGAGUAUAUUAUACAGACUUUGGAGGAUGACUUCCAUGCCAAGCAUGGCACAUCUGCCCUUCAGCACUCGAUUGCAAAGUCAACAUUGUCAUGUGAGCAGCAGUUUCCCCGGGUCCGGGACGUCAUCAAGUGGCUGUUUUCUGUCAUCACAAAAUCAACAGAAUGUGAGCAGAGCAACAGGAUGACCAAAGAGAGAGAUGAGCAUAUUCGAAUGGUGAAAGUGUUCCAGCGGAUGCUGUCUCUUGCUCUGGAGGUGGACCGCUGUCCCGCUCUGAGCGUUGCCAAGCUGUCCCAGGAGCUCUUCCACAUGCUGAUCAGCAAUGCUCCUCUGCGAGCUCACAGGCUGCUGUUGCUGGAGACGAUACAAAGCAAGCGGCUGAAGUGUAAGCUGUUGGAACAUCUGCUGGUUUAUGCGUCCCCGGUGAAGAUCUCUCUGCCCAUGUCGCUCAGUCUGCUGCUUCACUUUCUGAAGCACUCCACUCUGGUGCCGGACCCCUCGGAUGGAACAGAGACAUGGAAGAAGUGGGACGAGUUGAUGCAGCUUUUUUGGAUGCUGCUGCUCAGCUAUAACAAGGCAAUGAAAGGUUAUUUAUGCAGCUCAAAAAAGGAUCAGAGAAGCAAAGUCAGCACGUUGGUCUACAAGCCGCAUGACGUGAUCUCAGCCCCCGCCGUGAGAGAGGCUGUGGAGGCCUUCCUGUCCAGAUCCAGGUCGGACCUGGGAGAAGCGCUGCCUCCUCACGUGGAGGAGUCCCUCACUUAUCUGCAGGAUCACCUGCUGGAUGCAUGUCAGCGUGAAGAUCAAAAGACUCCCGCUCUCUAGUUCCCCUUGUUUUAUUCGGAGAGCGUACUGUAAAUUUAUUUUUGUUCUCAAUAAGCUCCUACUGUUUUUGUAAUUUUAAAGGCUGUGCCUCGAUGUGUUUUGAAAUGUAUGAAAUAUAACACAUCUCACCUUUC